Messenger RNA from Hemicordylus capensis (graceful crag lizard), 3322 nucleotides. It is a transcript of the gene SPATS2L, whose product is annotated as spermatogenesis associated serine rich 2 like. Gene Ontology annotation, molecular function: protein binding. Bases 793 to 2463 code for a protein of 556 amino acids. Gene Ontology annotation, cellular component: cytoplasm. NCBI's taxonomy places the organism in Eukaryota, Metazoa, Chordata, Lepidosauria, Squamata, Cordylidae. The record is from RefSeq and is a predicted model, not a curated record. The transcript is spliced from 14 exons.
AAUCUAAAAAGCCACCUUUUGCAUUCUGGCAGUGGUAGAACACAAGAACGGCUGUUGCAGCAAGCGUGAGAAGACAUUUUAGUUGGUGAGGGCAGCCAGUGAAUAGCCGAGUUACACACACAUAUAUAAAAACUAGUAUAUAUAUCUUAUCUGCUGUUUAAAAGCAAAGAGGGGGUGUAGGAGGGAAGGAAGGGUUAUGUGCAAGAGGGGGAGUGACUGAGGAGUGCCUAUGUGCGCGCGUGAGGAAGCGCUGUAGGAAUCCAGCUCCGGAGGCAAAGGACGGCGCUCUCCAUCCACCGUUUGACGAACUGUGGGGGGAACUAGAGGCAAGGAAGGCGCGUUUUCCGCACAGUCCCGCUGUUUUUAGCCCGCCUUUCCUUUCUCGAUUGGGCACAGAGUCCUUCCCUCCAUCCAUCCCUGUCUGGUCGGUCCCAACAACGCCCGAGGCGGGAGCAGCAGACUGACUACCAAAAGCUGAGCGUGAGAAUCAACCUGGUUUGUGACCAUCUGUUUGCACUCUGAUUUUCUGACUUCCAAGAGCAGAACCCUUUUUGGCAUUUGCAUGUGACUACAAGAAAACCGCGAAGGCUGUGGCUUAGGAAGACUGUGGCUUGGAUUUACAUCAACACUGUAUGGUGCAGGCUUACAUGAGAGUGACUAAGCAUGCAGUGACAUUUAAGAAUCAGAAACAUGAAUGAGAUGCUGCAAAAGAAAGAGGCGAAGCACUGAAGCUGACAUUCAGGCUUGAAAAGUUUUUCCUAGCUUGAAGAUCUUAUUCAAAUCCAUUAAGAGAUGGCAGAAAUCAGCCCACAAGCAAACAUCAAAGAAAAGAUCAAUGCAGUGCGUUCAAUAGUUCCUAACAAAAGCAACAAUGAAAUAGUGCUGGUGCUACAGCAGUUUGAUAACAACGUAGACAAGGCUGUACAAGCUUUUAUGGACGGCAGUGCACUUCAAGUUCUCAAAGAAUGGAAUAUGACAGGGAAAAAGAAGAAUAGCAAAAGAAAAAGAAGCAAAUCUAAACAGCAUUACCGUAGCAAAGAUAUGAAAGAUAAAGAUGAUGGGGCCGAAAAAGUGUCUCUGGAAUCCCAAGAGCUAAAUGGCUGCCAUCUGAAUGGCUGUGAUAAGGAUACUUUUCCCAGCAAACCUGCCAGUGAAAAAUCAAAAGUAAUUUCUCUGGAAGAGAAGAGCUUAGAAUACAAGGACAUGGGAGAGACAAAAUCAGAAAUCACAGAUAAAAUGGCAGAACACAAGCAAAUAUCUACAGAAGCAGACCGAAAAUAUGUACAUAGUACAGAACUACCUGAUAUGUUUCAGUCCUCCCUCCAAAUCCAGUGUCCAAACCCAAGUAGACUGAAGGCAAAAACAUCUACUGUUAAAUCACCUAUCCCUGCAUCCCGUCUCGAGAUGAAACCAGAGGAUUCAAUGAAGAAAAGAGGUAGUCCAAAUAUUGAAAAAUCCGUAAAAGAUCUCCAACGCUGCACUGUUUCACUAACUAGAUACCGCAUGACGAUUAAAGAGGAGGUGGAUAAUUCUGUGAAGAAAAUCAAAGCUGCCUUUGCCGAAUUACAUAGCUGUAUCAUAGACAGAGAAGUAGCCUUGAUGGCAGAAGUUGACAAGGUGAAGGAAGAAGCCAUGGAAAUCUUGACUGCUCGUCAGAAAAAAGCUGAAGAAUUGAAGAGAUUAACUGAUUUAGCGAGUCAGAUGGCAGAGUCACAGUUGGCUGAACUCAGGGCUGAAAUUAAGCACUUUGUAAGUGAACGUAAAUAUGAUGAAGAACUGGGGAGAUCUGCCCGCUUUUCCUGUGACAUUGAGCAGUUGACGACUCAGAUUCAGCAGUGUGGAGAAAUUUCUCACCCAAAGAACAAUUACUCCUCAAGAACACCAUCCAGCACACUGCUGCAGUCAGCAACUUUGCACACAGUAGCCAGCACACGAAGCCCAUACAUCCAAAAAUCUUCUAAUCGGGCCAAGACUCCUGAUGGUAAAGCAGCAGCGGUUAAGGUCUCCAGCCAAGUUGUUGCCAAUGCAACAGAAUCCUCUCCUCAGAACAUGGCAGCAAACAAACAGAAUGGGUCUUCUAGUCAGAGACGGAGAUUUAAUGCACAGUAUCACGGCAUUCGACUCAAUGGGUCCCUUAAGUCACAAAGUGCCAGCAAUGAAACCGAUCAGAAUACCUCCAAGGGUAACUCACGGCAUGACUACAGAAGACAGCAUCAUAACAGCUUUAGGCCAAAAAAUAAAGGUGCUGUUAAAAACCAAGAGCAGCCUACACCUACAAAAAGCAUGGAACAGCUAGCAUACCCAGAAAAGACACGUCGAAAGCAUCCUGUGCCAGGCCCCACAGAGCCCAGACCUCUAUGCAGCAAUAUUACAAGGGUUUCUCAGUGCAAUUUAUGCCCUCCAAUAGAAGCCUCCACAGAUGCCCCUGUCCUUUCCGUGCCAGCUGUGACUUUGGUGGCAUGAGAAGUGGGAGAAAGAGACUGGCAAAUGGAAUGCAUUUUCACCUGUGUUUCUCACUAAAGGUGCUUUUUGUUUUUUUUAAAUGCUGACAAAAAUAGCUUGUGAAAAAUACUACAAUCAUGGUAAAGCAGGGCUGCUCGGCUUCGUCCCUCCUGCAGAUGUUGGCCUACAACUCCCACCAUCCCUGACUACUGGCCACUGUGGCUGGGGAUGCUGGGAGCUGUAGUUCAAAGACAGCUGGAGGGCUGAAGUGGAGCAGCCCUGUGGGAAGCCAGACUUUCUGAAUUUUGUCUUAACUGUAAUAUAUGGUUUUGUACUUCGAAGGCUUUGCUCAGUAUACUCGUUUUUAUUUUUCUCAUAACAAUGCCGUUUUCAGCUAGCCAGUAUUUAGUAGAACCAUCAAAUUGGUGUUAAAAAACAAAUUGCAGGAGGAUGUCAAGAGAUACCAUGUGGUUGUUACUGUCCAAUUUGUCCUUUGUUAAAACAGUCAGUAUUAGGAAAUACAAAUACGACGACAUCCCAAUUGUUGGUCUGCAAUCAAAGUACUCGUGCUCAUAUACAAUUCUUCUUAACUAUUUCCAUAUUAAAUGGACCCUAAAUUGUUUGUACAGAGCCUCCUAGUUCUGUUUCAGUGUGACUAAUUUCAUAACCCAAAUGAUCUUCAAGAUCAGUCAUAAAUGCUAGCUAACAAAAUACAUAAUAAUAUCUUUCUGUCUUGUACUAUUUGUAUAAUAUUAUGUAAGAUGCUUGUUUCUUCAAUUUGGAAUUUAUAUAGAUAAUGCAGUCCAGUUUUCCAGCCUCGUGAGUCCUUUUUCUAUGACCGUUCGAUUUUGAUUUCGAUUAAAAAGAUGAUUCAGUCUCA